UCCCAAAAAUCAAAUGUGUGCUAUGUUAGAAAUAAUGAAAGCUGCAAAGUGUGCAAAUCCAAAAAGUCGACGAUAUAAUGAAGAAUGGAUCUUAACGUGCAUAUUAAUGCAUAUGAAAUCACCAAGUGCAUAUGAAUUUUUAAGAAGUAACGAAAUACUACCUGUUCCAUGCGUUCGAACUAUAAGGAGAUACCUUUCUUUAAUAGACACUCCAUGUGGUUUUGACAAGAAGUUCUUCGAGAUGUUCAAGCUAACAUUGGAGAAAAAAGAAGAAAAACAAAAACAUGGUGUAAUUCUUCUUGAUGAAAUACAUCUUAGAGAAAGCAUUAAUGUUAACUCCAAGAAGCUUACAUACACUGGAUUAGUUGAUUUUGGGAUUGACGGUCUACAAAUCUUGUGAGACAAAUCUUAGUGAGACAGCAAAUCAUGGUUUAGUGCUAAUGUUUCAAUCAAUAGCCGAUUGUUACUCUCAACCAAUUGGAGUGUUUGCCUCUA
Molecule: messenger RNA, 495 nt
Organism: Vollenhovia emeryi
Lineage: Eukaryota; Metazoa; Arthropoda; Insecta; Hymenoptera; Formicidae
Exons: 2
Coding region: 14-400 (128 amino acids)
Source: RefSeq, a predicted model, not a curated record